AUGCAGAGUUUGAAACGUACAUUUUCCAAAUAUUCUAUGGAUAAUGGGGACGCUCUCUUAGCAACAAAAAAGAAAUUGUCUUCCUCUCUUAACCAUGAACCGAUACGAUUGCCCCGUGACUUUUUAUUUCCAGACAAACUCGAGCCAGAACAUUCACCUUGUUCUCCUACCUUGAUGAAGAUCAAUUCGUCUCUAACGACUCAGAUUUUCGAAACACAAGACGACAAAGAUGACGUCUCGGCCGUUCAUAUGGUUGCACUUGUGCUUGAUUAUCUUCGUGACGUCGCACACUAUUGUAAUUGUGCAGUGAGUUGGAGCUUUGCUCACUUGCGACAAUCAUUACAGUCCAUUCCUUUUGCUGUCGGACAGAUGCAGAGUGUUGUUAAAGCGAGACUGAGACUGUCGUGGCCACUUGUUACUGUCUUUGUACAAAAUGUCACGGACUUUGUGAGUGAUGAAGACAUUCGUGAUGCAUCUGUAGGUGAACUCGUGAUCUUUUUACAAACAUGGCAACAUGAGAAUGCUGUCAUGGCUACAUCCAGCAACAUUUGUGCCAAUUUGGUGCAGUUUUUCCGGGACGUCCUACAACAAUUUAAACAGUUUUUGACCAAGAGAUGGCUUCAAAGUGGACGAAUUAGUUUUCCAUGUGAAUUUGGAAAGAAAUCAGACUCGUUGUUUCUCUGUAUGGAGUGCCAUCGUGAACACAUGUAG
Molecule: messenger RNA, 711 nt
Organism: Peronospora farinosa
Lineage: Eukaryota; Oomycota; Peronosporomycetes; Peronosporales; Peronosporaceae
Source: the annotation of a GenBank genome assembly